CCGAGCCCCGGAGGAUGGCGGAGAGUGAGGCAGAAACCCCCAGCACCCCGGGAGAGUUCGACAGCAAAUACUUCGAGUACAAUGGAGUCCGGCUGCCUCCCUUCUGCAGGGGGAAGAUGGAGGAGAUCGCCAACUUCCCGGUGAGGGAGAGCGACAUCUGGAUCGUCACUUACCCCAAAUCCGGAACAAGCCUGCUGCAGGAGUUGGUGUAUUUGGUGAACCAGGAUGCUGACCCAGAUGAGAUCGGAAUAAUGAAUAUUGAUGAGCAGCUGCCAGUGCUGGAAUACCCUCAGCCCGGCCUUGAUAUCAUUAAGGAACUGACAUCCCCUCGCCUCAUUAAGAGUCACCUGCCAUAUCGUUUCCUGCCUACAGACUUGCACAAUGGACAGUCAAAGGUUAUAUGCAUGGCCAGAAAUCCCAAAGACUUGGUGGUGUCUUACUACCAAUUUCAUCGUUCUUUACGAACAAUGAGCUACCGAGGAACAUUCCAGGAAUUCUGUCGGCGGUUCAUGAAUGAUAAGCUGGGUUAUGGUUCAUGGUUUGAACAUGUUCAAGAAUUCUGGGAACAUCGUAUGGACUCCAAUGUCCUCUUCCUUCUUUAUGAAGACAUGCAUAAGAACCUUGCAGGUACCGUGGAGCUCUUAGUGCGGUUCCUAGGAGUGUCGUAUGACAAGACUCAAAUGGAGUCUAUAACUGAACACUGCCAUCAGCUUGUGGACCAAUAUUGCAAUGCAGAAGCGCUUCCCAUUGGAAGAGGACGGGUUGGCCUGUGGAAGGACAUCUUCACUGUGUCAAUGAAUGAGAAAUUUGAUGCUGUUUUCAAACAGAAGAUGGGAAAAUCUGACCUCAGCUUCGACUUCAGCCUUUAAGGGAUCAAGUGCAUGCUGUCCAGUAUUCUCGACACUAGCUAGAAGUGCUUCUCUGCAUUUGUCCAUCAAUCACUUGUUGAUCUUUGCUGUUAUGUGUAUUAUGACAGCUCUUUAGUGAAGGGUAUUGGGUUUUCUAUAUCUAUAGUAGCAGUUUCCUCACCUUUGCCAUCUUAACUAGUAGGCUGCUUCUUAGCAGAAUUGCGAGGCACAUAAUCUAAGAAAGCAACUUAAAUAGAAACUGCAGUAGCUUUGAUGGUAAGGGCAA
This is a messenger RNA of Carcharodon carcharias (great white shark), 1134 nucleotides long. RefSeq names its product sulfotransferase family 4A, member 1 (gene sult4a1). The coding region runs from base 15 to 869 and encodes 284 amino acids. Gene Ontology annotation, biological process: sulfation. The record is from RefSeq and is a predicted model, not a curated record. Lineage: Eukaryota; Metazoa; Chordata; Chondrichthyes; Lamniformes; Lamnidae. Gene Ontology annotation, molecular function: sulfotransferase activity. Gene Ontology annotation, cellular component: cytoplasm. The transcript has 7 exons.